Messenger RNA from Misgurnus anguillicaudatus (oriental weatherfish), 4500 nucleotides. It is a transcript of the gene ncam1a, whose product is annotated as neural cell adhesion molecule 1a. Lineage: Eukaryota; Metazoa; Chordata; Actinopteri; Cypriniformes; Cobitidae. Gene Ontology annotation, cellular component: neuron projection; membrane. Gene Ontology annotation, molecular function: protein binding. Gene Ontology annotation, biological process: cell adhesion. The record is from RefSeq and is a predicted model, not a curated record.
UUGCACCGGCGGACUAAUUCGUGUUGUGUGUGCUGCGGCUCUUGUCACUCUUUCGCUGUGCGGCUGAGAGCGCAUUCUCUGUCAGCGUCUAAGGACCAAUUCAUUCUGAUAUCAGCAAUCUGAAAAUAGGGACAAAACAACGUAGUUAUUUAGAUAUUAACUGAACUCGUCUGUCUUCAUCUAUUCUACACGGAGCAUACCUUUAGAAGAGAUUGCAAUGCUUCAAAUAAGGGAUCUCCUUUGGACAUUGCUUUUCUGUGGUUAUGCAGCUGCCUUACAAGUGGAAAUCAUUCCAGCUCAAGGCGAAAUCAGUGUGGGAGAGUCCAAAUUCUUUUUGUGUGAAGUUUUGGGAGAGGUUAAGGAAAUUGACUGGUUUGCUCCCAGUGGUGAGAAGCUCUUGCCAGGCAGAACGGACAUCACCAUCAGCCAUCAAUCUGACGAGUCCACAUCGACGCUAACAAUCUACAAUGCAAACAUUGACCACGCUGGAAUGUACAAGUGUGUGGCCAAAAGCGGGGAGAAGGAAUCUCAGGCCACCGUCGUUGUAAAAAUUUUCCAGAAACUCACUUUCCAGAACGCCCCGUCACCUCAAGAGUUUAAUGAGGGUGAUGAUGCUAACAUAAUCUGUGAUAUCAUAAGCUCACCACCACCGACCGUAAUCUGGAAGUAUAAAAAGAUGAGAAUCCAACCUGAGAAAGAUGUCCGUUUCAAGGUCCUGAGCAACAACCACCUCCAGAUUCGCGGAAUCAAGAAGACAGAUGAGGGUGACUACACCUGUGAGGGCCGCAUCAUGGCCCGGGGUGAAAUCGACUUCAGGGUCAUCAAGGUCACUGUCAACGUUCUGCCAAGUGUCAGAACCCGCUACACUGAGCUUAAUGCCACUGCGGACAUCGGCCAGGCUGUAACUUUGGGCUGUUACGCAGAUGGCUACCCAGAACCCACGGUCACUUGGGUGCGUGCUAAUAUCGUGCUGGAAUCUGGUGAGAAGUACAGUCUGAAUGAAGAUGGAUCUGAGUUGACCAUUAAGGACGUCAAGAAGGUUGAUGAAGGAGAUUACCAAUGCAUCGCCAAAAACAAGGCUGGAGAGAAGAGCGCGGAAGUGAGCCUCAGUGUGUUCGUGCAACCGAGGAUCACGUUCUUGGAAAACCAGACGGCCUCGGAGCUGGAGGAGAAGAUCACGCUAACCUGUGAGGCCACAGGUGACCCCACCCCCAAAAUCAUCUGGAGCUUUGGACGCCGCAUCUUCACCGAGAAUGAACAGGAACCACACAAGUCAGGAAUCCCAAUGCAGAGGGUUUUAAUGAGGAACACAAAAUAUCAGUGGGCUUCGUGGACUCGACCUGAGAAACACAAGAGUCUGGACGGUAACGUGAUUGUACGCAGUGAUGCCCGCGUGUCCUCUUUGACGCUGAAGUAUGUGCAGUUCACGGAUGCUGGCCAGUACCUCUGCACCGCCCGCAACUCCAUUGGUCAGGACAUCCAGGGCAUGUACCUGGAAGUGCGCUACGCGCCAAAGAUCCAGGGCCCUUCGGCGGUGUUCACCUGGGAGGGAAAUCCAGCCAACAUCACCUGUGAAGCUUUGGCUCACCCCAGCGCUUCUGUUUUGUGGUUCCGUGAUGGCCAGCAGCUUCCCAACACUAAUACCACAAACGUCAAGAUCUACAACACUCCCACCGGCAGCUUCCUGGAGGUCACUCCGGAGUCCCAGAACGACUUUGGCAGUUACAACUGUACAGCCACCAAUGUCAUCGGCACAGAGUCAAAGGAAUUCAUUCUGGUUCAAGCAGAUGUGCCUUCGGCCCCCUCUAUCGAUCGCAUAGAGCCGUAUUCCAGCACAGCGCUGUUGGAAUUCGAUGAGCCAGCCUCCAGUGGAGGAGUGCCCAUCCUUAAAUACAAAGCUGAGUGGAGAAUAAAAGACCAAGACUGGACCGACAGAGAGUAUGACGUCGAGGAUGGUCUCAACUUGAUCACCAUUGUUGGGCUGAAGCCCGAGACCAUUUAUGAGGUCAAGAUGUCCGCCAUCAACGGAAAGGGUGAAGGAGAGAGCAGCCCUCCGGAGAGCUUUAAAACUCAACCUGUCCGGGAACCUAAUCCUCCCAAACUCGAGGCUAAACCACAAUCCACGGGCAAUGAGAUAAAGGUUCACUGGAUCAAACAGGACGAUGGGGGCUCUCCUAUCAAACACUAUCUUGUGCGCUACAAAGCUAAGAAUCGCCAAGACUGGAAGCAAGAGAUGCGUCUGCCCAACGGCAGUGAGUAUGUCGUGCUGAGCGGUCUGGAGUGGAACACAGAGUAUGAAAUUAACGUCGUGGCCGAAAACCAACGGGGACGCUCUGAACCCGGAAUCCUCUCCUUCAGGACCAUGCCAAAGCCCACAGCCAUUCCAGAAACCAGCUCAGGUUUGGGCACCGGAGCUAUCGUGGGCAUCCUCAUCGUAGUCUUCAUCCUGCUUCUCCUUUUUGUGGAUGUCACAUGCUACUUCCUCAACAAGUGCGGCCUCGUCAUGUGCAUCGCUGUCAACUUCUGUGGCAAGUCCGGCCCAUCCGCCAAGAACAAAGAUAUUGAAGAGGGAAAAGCUGCCUUUACGAAGGACGAAUCUAAGGAGCCCAUCGUGGAGGUAAGAACCGAAGAAGAGCGGACACCAAACCAUGAAGGAGGAGCCCCUACCGAACCCAAUGAGACCACCCCUCUGACUGACCCUGAGCAUGCUGCUGAUACCACAGCAACAGUUGUGGACUUGCUUCCCUCUGUAACCACUAACUCUGAUCCCGGCACUGACAGCCCUGCUAGCGAUUCCACCACCCUUACCUCAAGCACCGCCCCUGCCGCCGAUCCCACACCAGCCCCUAAAACUACCCCCAAAUCUACCGUCAGUUCUUCUACCUCCCCACAAGCUGCAUCGGCAGCAGUGGCCCCUCUGGUGGACCUGAGCGAUACGCCCUCCAACCAGACCUCAAAGUCCUUAGACACCCCCAAACCGACACCCGCCCCUGUCUCUGAUUCAACCGCCCCGUCCUCCACAACUCCCGCAGAUUCGGGCGUACCAGCGCACAGCACUGGGCCAAAGAACCCAUCUGAGUCUGCCUCCAAUCCCCCCCAAAGUCAGGACUCUCUGGUACAGGGAGGAGCCCUCCAGAAUGACCUUGCCAAGGAUGAAUUUGACGCACUGGGCAAACCCUCAGCCGCGCCGUCCGCACCCAAACAGAGCGAUGGUAAAGUCGCUGUAGAUGAUAAAAGUAAAGCCGUGGAGACGGAGGUAAAGAAAACCCCUACGGAGCUGAAGACGAUUCCCAACGAAGCACCCCAGACGAACGGCAACGAGAGCAAAGCGUGAUGCAGAACCGCACGCCAGUCGCAGGCAGACAGCACCACAUCAAAACACACGUCUCAAAUGAAAGGCUUUCUUCACUUGUCGUCUUUAAGUUUGCAGAACAAAAAAAAAACGUUUGUAGAUGUAUAGAGCAUCUAAAGAGCUCGUCACAUGCCUUUAUUUUGUACUUUUACUUUUGUUAGAAACUUUUAAAGAGAUUUUACCUCUCCUUGACUUGUAAGACUGCUUAUAUUUAAUGGCAUCAAUAGCUUUUAAAGGUGCAUUGUGUAACUUUUAGAAGGAUCUCUUGACAGAAACGCAAUAUUGUACACUUUACAAAAUGAACUGUAUUGUACCUUAGAAUAUGAGGCGUUUUUAUCUACAUACACCACUUGUCUCCUUACAUGAAAGUAGCAACAGACAAACGUUUCAAGCAGUGACGUGUUUGUCUCUACCGUAGCUUCUCUAUGCGUUUCGAAUGGGAGGGGUGAGCUGUGGACUGAGUUGGUUGUAAUGUCACCACUAAAAUCUACACAAUGGACCUUUAAAGAUAUUUGUAUAUAGACGACCAUGAAGAAUUCAAGAUUUGGCCUUUACAGUCAGACCACACAUAAACAGUUUCAGUUACGUCUCGUCUUAUUACUUGCAGUAUUGCCGUUGUUAUCGUCUGCCACAUCUUAUUAUUUUUGAUGUUUUACUUUUUAUGUGUGUUUAAAUAAUGUACAAAAGCAACCGCCUUGUUUUAUGUUAUUUUGAAGAGUUAGCGAUAGAUUGAUAGCAUGCUUGCUUGCUUCGCGCAAUUAUUUUUCUACAUCGUCGUUAUUUUUAAGCCCUGAACGUUUACAGCAUUUUACCGUGAUGUAAAAGGGACACUCCACUUUUUUGAAAAUAUGCUCGUUUUCUAGCUCCCCUAGAGUUAAACAUUUGAUUUUUACCGUUUUGGAAUCCAUUCAGCCGAUCUCCGGGUCUGGCGGUACUACUUUUAGCAUAGCUUAGCAUAAUCAACUAAAUCUGAUUAGACCAUUAGCAUCACGCUCAAAAAUAACCAAAAAGUUUUGAUAUUUUUCCUAUUUAAAACUUAACUCUUCGUGUACUCAGACCAAAGGAAAAUUAAAAAUUGAGAUUUUCUAGGCAGAUGUGGCUAGGACUAUACUCUCAUUCUGGCGUAAUAAUCAAGACUUUGCUGCCGU